Prorocentrum cordatum is the source of this 1767-nucleotide messenger RNA. The record is from the annotation of a GenBank genome assembly. Lineage: Eukaryota; Dinophyceae; Prorocentrales; Prorocentraceae.
CCUCCCGCAGCGAGCGCCCGCCGCUUUGCGGGGGCCCGGCCUCCCGCUGCGCGCGCGCUCGGCAUGCGGCCCGGCCUGCGGCCGCAUGUGGCGCGCCGAGCCGCCCCGGGCCGCGCGCGCCCCCGCGGCGCCGGGGUCGCCGACCCGUCCGCGCGGAGGCGCGUCUGUGGGCGCCGUGAGCUCGGUACGCUGCUGGGCGCCUGCGCCUGGCGGCUGCGCUGCAGUGGCCGGGGGAUGAUCCUGCCGACGGCGUCGACGAGCAGCCCCCAGAGGCCGAGCCGACGGUACUACCGCGACUUCCUCGAGCUGCUGCCCAGCAUGGAGGGCAAGGCGGUGGUGGUGACCGGCGCAUCGAGGGGCCUGGGGUUCGUGACGGCGCUGGCCGUGGCCGGGAAGGGGGCCUCCGUCUACAUGCUGAGCCGCAAGUCGCAGAGGUCCGUCGACGCCGUGUCCGAGGUGUCGGCCGCGGCCACGGGCGCGGCACCGCGGUUCGUAGAGUGCGACCACCUCGACUUCUCCAGCGUGCGGGCCGCCGCCGACGAACUCAAGGCCGAGGCAGCGGCCGGCAUCGACGUGCUGUGCUGCAACGCGGGCGUCAUGCUCCAGCCCGACCUCCCGAGCAAGGACGGCUACGACGUCACGAUCUCCACGAAUGUGCUGUCCCACUUCCUCCUCGCCAGGGAGCUGAUGCCGCUGCUCGAGAGGGCCGCGUCGCUGCGAGGGGAGGCGCGUCUCGUGUCGAUGUCGAGCGCCAGCGCUGCCGGGCCUCCGUCGUUCGAUGCGCGCUUCUUCGCGCAGUCUGGUGGCAGGCUGGGCGGGCCGCCGUGCAGCUACGAGAGGUACCAUUCGAAGAAGAGAAAAGUGUACAAACAUAAACGUUUGUGCAUAAAUCCAAGAAAUCCGCGCGAAGCGCCAACAGUUUGUGUUUAUGUCGUUUUGUGUUCUUCGGCAUCAGAGCAAGCUGGCGAAUCUGCUCUUCACCUGUGCUGCCGACCAGAGGCUGAGGCGCAGGGGCAGCCCCGUGAAGGCGCUGGCGUGCACGCCAGGCGUGUGCGCGACGGACAUGUUCGUGCACGCCAUGUCCAUGAUGCAGCCGGACAGGUCCACCGACUUGUCCGCAGUGGCUUCGGUGGAGGAUGGAUGCCUUGCACAGCUCAAGUGCAUCUGCGACCCCACUGUGCAGUCGGGCGAGUUGUAUGGCCCGCCCUGGGGAGGGGGGUUCCCAGUGAAGGUCGCUAUGGUGCCUCCGAACUACCUUGUAGACGACGACGCGCAAUUGCGGCUGUGGGAGUCUUGCGAGCGCGCAGUAGGAUCGUUCGACCUAUGACUGCUGGGCUCGAUGGGCCUGCGAUCAAACGAGCUCCGAGAGGACAGGCCGAGGACAGAGUGGUCCGAGAACAGCAACAGCCUCUGGUGUUGUAGGCUCCCCGAGAGAAGCGCGGUUGUCAUGCGGGUCAGAUUCAAACCUAGAGGUGGUAGUGGCUUCUGUCAGCGUCAAUCGGAGAGAGCAUGUGUCAGGCUCAGUCAUAUUCCUCUGGGGAGCAGACGGACGCCCCUGAGGAAGACUUUGCGCACGGGGGCCAUGGGGCCCCGAUCACCGUGGUGACGCACAUCCUAUCAUUUUGCCAGAAUGGCCUCGGGGCCAUACCUCGAGCCACGUGAGGCCAACCAGGGCAUCCCUGUCGCCAGUUCCUGUCCGUUGGCGCUGGCAAGAAGCGCCACCAUCAGGACGCCAGAGAUCAACACACAAACAUAACGUGCAGACAG